UGCUUCGAUAUAUCAACAAUCGAUAAGCAAAUUAAAUAAAUCGAUUUUUGAACUAUUCACCACUGUGCGAAUUAAUUAUUAUGAAAGCAUCUCAAAUCAUUAACCAUCCGUUCGUUUGAAUAUUAAGUGUUAUUUAAUACAGAAGGUUAAUGAUCAAAUAAAGAAAAUAUGCUGCGUUUAGCAAUAAAUAGAGGAGUAGCUCCAAUAGCCUUUUUACCAUUUUUCGGUGGACCAAGUCGAAAUGAUGCUGUACCCGAAGAUAAAUUAGCUGAAAUAACCCCAAUGAGGGUUGGCAUGGACAAAGUGAAAGACUUUUUCAUUGACGAAAAUGGUUAUACUACUAAAGAGUUACAGUCUGUUAUAAAUACAACAGCUGCAGGCAUGGUAGUUGGAUUUAUUAUAGGCGGAGUAGCUAGAUCAAGAUUUGUUACAGAAAAUUUUGUAGCGGACAAUCAAGCGACCAUAUUUAAGAAUCACUACGAGGCCAAAAGACUAUUGCAUUAUAAAGUAGCUGUGGCAAUUUGUAAAGGAGGUCUACCGUUUAGUUUUAAACUUGGAACAUUUUGUUUCUUAUUCUCGGGUACAGCUGCAGCUUUACAAGUAUAUAAAGGAAAAUUUGAUCCAUUGAACCAUGUUAUUGGUGGUGCCGUAGCAGGUGCUGUGUACAAAACUAACAUGGGAUUGAAAGGAGCAGUUGCAGGUUGUGUUCUUGGGACUAUAUUAGGUGCUAUAUCCGGUUCUGUAGCGUCAAUAAUAUUAUAUGUAACUGGAACAGAAAUGGGUGAUCUGUACAAAGCGAGUAACAAAUGGAUAAAUGCAAGACAAGACAUUAUCCAUGAACAGAGAAAGUUUCUGAACGAGGAACAUAAACAGUUCAAGCAGGCAUAUGAUGACCAUCAAAAUAUGAGAAAAGCGAUUUAUGGAGAUGAAAAGCAAAAACAAUAAAAUUUAAAGAAAAAUUUUAAUAAUAGUUUAGUAUGUUUAAUCAACAUACGCCUUGAUUUGUAUAAACACUGAAUUAUAACAUAUUG
Molecule: messenger RNA, 1031 nt
Organism: Osmia bicornis bicornis
Lineage: Eukaryota; Metazoa; Arthropoda; Insecta; Hymenoptera; Megachilidae
Gene: 140up
Product: RPII140-upstream gene protein
Exons: 5
Coding region: 169-945 (258 amino acids)
Cellular component (GO): mitochondrion
Source: RefSeq, a predicted model, not a curated record